Messenger RNA from Nannospalax galili (Upper Galilee mountains blind mole rat), 3753 nucleotides. RefSeq names its product collagen type XIX alpha 1 chain (gene Col19a1). The record is from RefSeq and is a predicted model, not a curated record. The coding region runs from base 109 to 3528 and encodes 1139 amino acids. The transcript is spliced from 51 exons. Lineage: Eukaryota; Metazoa; Chordata; Mammalia; Rodentia; Spalacidae.
CCACUCGGCGGCGGUGCGGCGGCGCUGUCCGGACUCCCCCGCGCCUCCGAAGGGCUGGAGCACCGAUCCAAGAUCUCUGGCUACUUGUUCUCAUGGUUUCAAGGCACAAUGAGGCACACUGGCUCUUGGAAACUGUGGCCUUGGAUGGUGGUGUUCUUUCUUCCUACUUCUACUUGCUUGACGGUCAGGGAAAAGCCAGAAAAAUCAUGUCCUUUACUGAGAACUGAGAGAUACCACUUUAUGCAAGAUGACAGAGACAAACUUGAAGUUUCAGGUUUUGAUCUAGGAGAGAGCUUUUCUCUGAGGCAUGCAUUUUGCGAAGGUGACAAAACUUGCUUCAAACUGGGAAGCGUGCUUCUUAUCAGAGAUACCAUUAAGAUCUUCCCCAAAGGCCUUCCUGAGGAAUACUCUGUAACAGUCAUGUUUCGGGUACGGAGAAGCACCAAAAAGGAGAGGUGGUUUCUAUGGCAGAUUUUAAACCAGCAAGAUAGGCCACAGAUUUCAGUAGUGAUUGAUGGUGCAAAGAAGGUGGUAGAAUUUAUGUUCCAAGGUGCUGAGGGAGAUACGUUGAACUACAUUUUUAAAAAUCGAGAACUCCGCCCUCUGUUUGACCGUCAGUGGCAUAAACUUGGCAUUGGUGUCCAAUCCCGAGUCAUUGCUCUCUAUGUGGAUUGUAAUUUAAUUGUAAGCCGGCACACAGAUGAAAAGCACCCUGUGGAUUUUCAUGGAAGGACAGUUAUUGCUGCACGGGCCUCAGAUGGCAAGCCUGUGGAUAUUGAACUUCAUCAACUUAAAAUCUACUGCAACACUAACAUCUUAGCUCAAGAAACAUGUUGUGAACUAUCAGCUACUAAGUGUCCAGAGCAAGUCAACUUUGGAAGUACCACAUCGUCAUGGGUAACUGCUCAUGCUGGUAAAAUAUCUGCAUAUCUUCCGGCAAAGCAAGAACUUAAGGACCGAUGUCAGUGCAUUCCAAACAAGGAGGAAGCUGAAUUAUUGGGAGCUCUGGGUUCCCUUGGACUGAAAGGGGAGAAAGGAGAGCCGGGUGAAAAUGGUUUACGUGGUAUUCCAGGCUUACCUGGCCAAAAGGGAGAACAAGGUAUUGAAGGCAGCAAAGGAGAAAUUGGUGAAAAGGGUGAACCCGGAACCAAAGGAUACCCUGGACUGGAUGGCCUUAAUGGACAAGAUGGUUUGAAAGGUGACUUGGGUCCUCAAGGUGCACCUGGUCCAAAAGGAGAAAAGGGUGAUAUGGGACCUCCAGGGCCACCAGCAUUAAUUGGUUCCACGGGGAUGCAAGGCCCCCAAGGACCACCUGGAAAAGAAGGUCAAAGGGGAAGACGAGGGAAAACAGGACCUCCAGGAAAACCAGGACCACCUGGACCACCUGGACCUCCUGGGUUACAAGGAAUACAACAAAAUCUUGGUGGCUAUUUCAACAAGGGAAGUGGUGAACAUGGAGCUGGUGGUCCCAAAGGAGAAAAGGGUGAAACGGGACUGCCAGGAUUUCCAGGGUCUGUUGGCCCUAAAGGACAAAAGGGAGAACCUGGGGAGCCUUUAAUGAAAGGUGAAAAGGGAGAUAGAGGAGAACCUGGCCUAAUAGGAUCACAGGGAAUAAAGGGAGAAUCUGGAGAUCCUGGUCCACCGGGUUUGAUAGGAAGCCCAGGACUGAAGGGUCAGCAAGGACCUGCAGGUUCCAUGGGGCCCAGAGGACCACCAGGAGAUAUUGGAUUGCCAGGAGAACAUGGUAUCCCAGGGAAACAAGGCACUAAAGGAGAAAAGGGAGAUCCAGGUGGAAAGAUAGGACCUCCUGGACUUCCAGGUCCAAAGGGUGAGGCUGGGCCUCCAGGGAAAAGCCUGCCAGGGGAGCCAGGACUAGAUGGAAAUCCCGGAGUGCCUGGUCCUCGUGGACCAAAGGGUGAAAGAGGACUGCCAGGUGUCCACGGCUCCCCAGGUGACACGGGCCCACCAGGAGUGGGAAUUCCUGGAAGAACAGGCUCUCAAGGACCAGCUGGAGAGCCUGGUGUUCAGGGUCCUCGAGGUCUCCCUGGAUUGCCAGGAACCCCAGGAACCCCUGGGAAUGAUGGAACUCCAGGGAGAGAUGGAAAACCAGGCCUGCCAGGCCCCCCAGGUGACCCGAUUGCACUUCCUCUCUUGGGAGAUAUUGGCGCCUUGCUCAAGAACUUCUGUGGUAACUGCCAAGCCGGUGUCCCUGGGCUGAAAAGCAACAAAGGGGAUGAAGACAGCGCUGGAGAGCCUGGGAAGUAUGAUUCUGCAGCCCGGAAGGGUGAUGUAGGACCACGGGGCCCUCCAGGAAUCCCAGGCAGAGAAGGACCAAAGGGAAGCAAAGGAGAGCGGGGUUACCCUGGAAUACCUGGGGACAAAGGCGAUGAGGGUCUUCAAGGAGGUCCGGGAAUCUCAGGAGCUCCAGGCCCGACUGGACCCCCUGGAUUAAUGGGAAGAACUGGACACCCAGGUCCAACCGGAGCAAAAGGUGACAAGGGCAGCGAGGGACCCCCUGGGAAACCUGGACCUCCUGGACCACCUGGCAUCCCGUUUAAUGAAGGCAGUGGCAUGAGCAGUCUAUAUAAAAUCCAGGGAGGAGUGAGCGUUCCCAGUUAUCCAGGGCCACCUGGUCCCCCAGGCCCAAAAGGAGAUCCUGGUCCAGCGGGCGAGCCUGGUGCAAUGGGAUUGCCAGGUCUAGAAGGAUUUCCUGGUGUAAAGGGAGAUCGAGGCCCAGCAGGUCCCCCAGGAGUAGCAGGCAUAUCGGGAAAACCUGGCAGCCCAGGCCCUCCAGGAGCUCCAGGGGAGCUGGGUGAAAGAGGACCUGUUGGAGAUAUAGGUUUUCCUGGACCAGAAGGACCCUCAGGAAAGCCAGGGAUAAAUGGAAAAGAUGGAUUACCAGGUGCUCAGGGCAUCAUGGGUAAACCUGGAGACAGAGGACCCAAAGGAGAACGUGGUGAUCAAGGAAUCCCAGGAGACAGAGGUCCACAGGGUGAACAGGGAAAACAAGGCCUUACAGGCAUGAAGGGAGCUGUAGGUCCUGUGGGGCCACCAGGAAGCAAGGGCUCCAUGGGCUCCCCUGGCCGCCCAGGCCCUCCAGGCUCUCCAGGCACUCCUGGCACUCCAGCUGAUGCUGUUUCAUUUGAAGAAAUAAAAAAGUAUAUUAAUCAAGAGGUUCUGAGGAUUUUUGAAGAGAGGAUGGCUGUGUUUCUGUCCCAGCUUAAGCUGCCAGCUGCAAUGUUGGCUGCUCAAGCUCAUGGGAGGCCUGGUCCACCUGGGAAGGAUGGGUUACCAGGGCCACCAGGAGACCCUGGACCCCAAGGCUACCGAGGACAGAAAGGAGAAAGAGGUGAACCUGGAAUUGGGCUGCCAGGGAGUCCAGGUCUUCCUGGGUCUUCAGCACUGGGUUUGCCAGGUUCACCAGGUGCCCCAGGGCCUCAAGGCCCCCCAGGACCCAGUGGGAGAUGCAAUCCAGAAGACUGCCUCUAUCCUGUGUCUCCUGCCCAUCAGCGGGCAGGCGGCAAGUGAACACACAGAGGGAAAAAUCCUUCCUGUGAUAUCUCUUUGCCAUUGGAGCUGUCAGUAUGGGCUUCCAAACCAUGCGUUCUUAAGCGCUUAUGGUUUAUGGACUGCUGUUCCUUCUUUAUUUUUUUUUUUUCAGACACCAAAAGCAACAAUCUGAUUCUUAUUCCUAUAGAAAUUGCGACUCGAUAUUUUUUUAAUUUUUACCAACUUUGUUCCGUGUUUUGCUUU